AGAGAUGUUAUAAUUCAAGAGCGUUAUCAAAAUUAGAGUGAUUCCUUCUUGGCCAGCUAUUUAAAAUUCUGACAAUGGGCAUAGUGUGUACUUUCUCAAAUAUUGGGAGAUAAAAAAAGGAUGACAGCAUAAAAUAGCAUCUCAUAUCACAGUACACAAUUUUCUGAUAUCUGUAGAACCCCAAAGGAUUCACUUAUGAAUGUGGCUAAAAAACUUUAUCCAGAUAUAUUAUCCAUUAAAGGUCUCUCAAUUCUAGAAUACAAUGAGAUAAUUCAUAAAUGCCGUGAUAUAUUAUUACAUGGGGGCGUUAUAUCAAUGCCAACUGAUACAAUAUAUGGAAUAGCUUGUUCUGCACAAAAUAUUAAAGCUGUCCAACGUUUGUAUAAUGUCAAACAAAGAAAUAUAUUAAAACCAAUUGCAAUAUGUGUAGCAGAUAUCGACCAAAUUUAUAAAUAUGCAGAGGUAAAUGUUGAUAAAUGUAUGUUGAAUGAAUUAUUACCUGGACCAUAUACUCUUUUAUUUAAUCGUAAAUCUAAUUUAAAUCCUGACUUAAAUCCAUACAAAUCAAAUGUUGGUAUUCGCAUACCUAAAGAUGAUUUUUUAUAUAACCUAACAAAAUCAUUAUCAAGUGGCCCAAUUGCAUUAACAUCUGCCAAUCUCUCAAAUGAGCCAAAUUCAUUAGAAAUUAAAGAUUUUAAAAAUAUUUGGACCAAUUUGGAUUUAAUUAUUGAUGGAGGUAAAAUUGAUAAUAAAGAGGCUCAAGGAUCUACCAUAAUUGAUCUAACUAAUUUGAAUCAUUAUAAAAUAACAAGAAAAGGAAGUGGACUAGAAAAAUGCAUCAAAAUUCUAAAUAAAUAUAAUCUACAAGAUCUAAUAUAAAAUAUUCCAAGAAAAUACUUAUUUUUAUUAUUUAAUAUAGAUAAUUAUAAUCAAAUUUAUCUCAAUCAUUAUAAAAUGGUUUAUAACUGUAUAUAUCUAGACCUAUGCACCAAUUAACAAAAUUAUCAGUGAUAGCCUUCCAGCUGAUUGAUGAGAAAUUAGAAUAUAAUUUAAAUUUAAUUAGAAAUAUAAUAUUUCAUAUUAAUUUAUUAUGCAAAAUUUAUUUAUAACAUCUUCCCUGAAGAGAUAAAAACAAUUUCAUUUCAUAAAUAAUGAACUAUCAUUAAUGAUUUUUAUAAAAAUCUUUAGUGAGGCCAAAGAUUUAUAUAUUAUGCUAAUGAAGGUUAUGAUCCAGUCUUUGGUCUGAACUAGACCAAUACACAUGCAUGAUCUUAAAUAAAAGACUGGUCCAGGACCAGUUUUUUUUAAUUUUUUGUUAUAUAUUACAUAUAUUUUUGUUUUCCCCUAAUUUAUUUUUAGUUUAUUAUAUAAAAUAUAAAAGUAUGUGUUAACAAUAUAAUAAAUAAUAUAAAAAGAUAAAAUAUACACAAAAAAUAUGAAUUGAA
Molecule: messenger RNA, 1445 nt
Organism: Gordionus sp. m RMFG-2023
Lineage: Eukaryota; Metazoa; Nematomorpha; Gordioida; Chordodea; Parachordodidae
Product: threonylcarbamoyl-AMP synthase-like
Exons: 6
Coding region: 196-879 (227 amino acids)
Biological process (GO): regulation of translational fidelity
Cellular component (GO): cytoplasm
Molecular function (GO): tRNA binding; nucleotidyltransferase activity; double-stranded RNA binding
Source: RefSeq, a predicted model, not a curated record